Molecule: messenger RNA, 1577 nt
Organism: Orussus abietinus
Lineage: Eukaryota; Metazoa; Arthropoda; Insecta; Hymenoptera; Orussidae
Gene: Rad17
Product: cell cycle checkpoint protein RAD17
Exons: 9
Coding region: 130-1515 (461 amino acids)
Biological process (GO): DNA damage checkpoint signaling; DNA repair; mitotic DNA replication checkpoint signaling
Molecular function (GO): chromatin binding
Source: RefSeq, a predicted model, not a curated record
UGUAUCUUUUGAGUGUCACAGGUGACCGCAUUUGAUUUCAAAUUUUGCCGGCCUCUCCUGUUAAAAUAUUUCACCAGCAAGUUUAUCAAUUAACUAGUAUAUUCAUUAUCAUCGAAUACCAUCAGUCCGAUGGAGGAGCCAAAGAAAAGGAAUAGUAGUUGGUUGAAAUCGUCAUUUGAUUUUGGCCCAUCUAAAAAACCACUUUCUCAUAGACAUGCCAAACCGCCAGGAAAUAGUAAUAGUUUUGAGGAGUCCGUGCACGUAAUCGGUCACCAGCAACAUACAAAGAAUGUCACUUGCUUGAAUACAUUGUUAUUAGCAUGCGAACCGCAGAAAGCAUUGGAUUUGGCUAUUAGUAGGCAAAAGCAAAAUGAACUUAAAACUUGGCUGCAAACUAAGUCCCGGGAAUAUAAACCAUGCAUUCUUAUUAUUUCUGGUCCAUCCGGAUGUGGGAAGACUAUGGGUUUUAAAAUUCUUGCAAAAGAAAACGGUUACGAUAUCGUAGAGUGGGUUAAUCCAGUUGACCAGCUGAUGGCCGAAGAUUAUAGGGUAAUGCGUCAGGCAGACAAAUUUGAAGACUUUUUGAUUCGCGCCACUCGAUACAACUCUGUAUUUGGCAACAGUACCAGGCGCGUUCUGUUAAUUAAAGAUUUUCCAAAUGUUUUUACCGAGGACAAGGAAAGCUUCUAUGCUAUUCUAGAAAAAUAUUAUCAAUUGGGCAAAGAACCUCUUGUGCUGAUUUGCACGGAUUCUAAGAACUAUGGAAUAUUGCAAAUUUUGUUUCCUCCACAUGUGAUGCUCAGAUUUCACAUCGAUCACAUAAGCAUUAAUCCAGUUACUCAAGCCUCUAUGAAGAAUGUUAUGAAGCGCGUUUCAACCAUUUUAGCUUCCAAAGCCAGCCACAUUCUCAACGUGACUCAGGAAACAGUCAACGAAGUAUUAGCCAGCGGAAUUGGGGAUGUGCGAAAUAUUCUGCUGAGAUUUAUUUUUUCUUCUAUCAGAGUUUCCCAAAGCCCAUCUAACAAUCAAUGUACAAACCGAGCAAAUUGUGUGAGUCUUCUUCAUGGAAUCGGGCAGGUAAUAUAUCCUAAAAGAGUUGUCCAGAAUGAAUCGUGGACAUUUGUACAUACACCAGAGGAAAUUGCACAAUCGUUCGCGCCGCAAUCAGGACAGUUCUACCGGUUUCUUCAUGAAAAUUAUCUGAACACCAUGACAGUCAUGGAAAAGGUUGAACUAGCAUCGGAAGUAAUCAGCAUGGCAGACUGCAUGUUAUCCGAGUGGCGUGAUUUCAACUUAAUGACAGUAGCACUCACUUUCUGCAUUCGUGGAAUAAUGCUCGCGAAUGAUGUACCAAAUACUGGAUGGAAACCUGUACGAAAACCACAGUAUGAUGAUAGAAAUGUACGAAGAGACCUUGCUGAAGCGGAAGUAAAAUGGUACCAAUCUAUUAUUUCUUCGGCAACAAUGGAUGUUGAGGAAUCUCCCAAUUUGAUGCUUGAAUCUGUUAUCGUGUAACUCAUUGUAUCGUAAGUUAUAUCACAGAAAUAAAAUUAUUAUAUUCGUAGGCUUCAAAGAAU